CCGGACCUGUCGUGCGGGGUGGCGCCGCGGAGUGUGUUUGGCGUAGGGCGAGAUGUUGUUUUGUUGUGGCGAUCAGCUGAAUGUGGCAUCGCUGUUCGGCCUGACACAACGGUGGGAAGCACCCAGAGCCCCUCAGGCUCUCCCUGCGCUCAAACGCAGGCAGCGACAGCAGCUCUAUCCGGCACAGCGCAAUCCAGGAAAUGCGGACUUCUGGCCCUUUCGCUUCGGGAUAAAUGGCUGCAGCGCACACACUGAAGAAAGCUGUGCCUGUAAAGCGUCUCUGAGGGGGAAGACCAGACUGCUCUGUCAGACCCAUUCAGGUGCUGAACAGCUAACAUACAACAAACUAAAGAUAUGCAUAGAAGACCUUGGGUGGGAUUUUUAGAAUGGCUGAGGCUGGACUGAAGCAAAGCCGCUUCGUACAGAGAGAUGAUCCAUGUUUACCUGCAUCCAUGCAGCUCCAGGGCACCUUUUAAUGAUGUCUCAUUUGGUACUCCAAAAUAACUUUUGGCCCACACUGAAAAAGGCCCUCCUUUGUGAUUUACAACUCAGUCUGUUGAUGUACCCCUGCCUCUGACCAUUCUGCAGCCAUGCGGUUAGCCACAUAAGGCUCAGAGAGCCCUUCCCUGUGUGUUUUUGAGCACCCCCACCCCACUCUAUGGAGGCUGAGCCUAGUCAUCCAGCUGAUGGGAAGCGCUCUGGAAGACAAGAGCAGCAGCAUGCUACAGCUGAAUCCUCACUAGGAUCUUGUCUACCACAGCAGCCUCCUAAUCCUCGUCCUGUACACAGAUCCUUGGGCCGCCUGCAAAAUCGGCAACCAAAACGCACUGACCAUCUGCUUAGGUUACAGCAGCAGCAAGCAGUAGCAUGGCAGCAAUCAGACCCCCCAGGUACCUCAGGAGGCAGCUUCUGCUUUCCACCUUCCUCAUCAACCUCGUCCCUUCCCUCUACUUCCAGCCAGGGUGAGCAUGGUCAUGGGGUCCCAUCUCAGUCCAGCCAAGAGAGCCCAGAUGUUGUUAGCUCAACCAGAAAAGGUGAGAAGAAACCCCAAAAACCAGGGAAAUAUGUGUGCACUUAUUGUGGCCGUCCUUGUGCCAAGCCAAGCGUACUUCAGAAACACAUUCGCUCCCAUACAGGAGAAAGACCCUACCCUUGUGCCCCUUGUGGAUUCUCUUUCAAGACCAAGAGCAACCUGUACAAGCACCGCAAGUCUCAUGCCCAUCGCAUUAAAGCAGGUCUGGCAUCCAGUCGCGAUGAGCCCAGUCUAAGCGGGCCAGAAGGUAGUGGUGUUGGAGAGGACCCUGAAGAACAUACAGAGGGAGAAAGCACUGAGUCUGAAGAAGAGACAGGCCAACACAAGAAAUCCUCCUCUAAGGAAAUGUUGGGUCGACAUAAGAAAGGUAGUAAGGAGACGCUGAGUGGGUUGGAGGAGAGUCCGAGACCUGAAGACUCCCAGGCUGUAAAGCAGAGGUUGGCACUGAGGCUUAGUGAAAGGAAACGUGGCCCACUGGCAUCUCCAGAUGACCCUCCUUCCUCCCUAUCCACCUCAUCUUCUUCUUCUCUAGGCCCUGGAAGUAAGGGCAGCACAGAGUCCGGCUACUUUUCUGGAUCAGGUAGCACUGACCUAUGCCAAGCUAGCCCUCCCAGCUCCAGUGCCAAAACCUACGCUGAAAUUAUUCUUGGGAAAUAUGGAAGGCUGGGAGGGCAGCAGCGCAGUCCCCAUCAACAGCAUCCUCAAUCUUCCCUUUCGUCAUCCUCAGGGACAGAGGACAAGAGCAUUCCUUUCGCUGUACCCAAAACUCAAGUAAUUGAACAUAUUACCAAGCUCAUCACUAUCAAUGAAGCCGUAGUGGACACAAGUGAAAUUGAUAGUGUAAAGCCCAGGCGUACCUCUUUGUCCAGGAAAAGCAGCAUGGAGUCCCCUAAAUUUACUACCCCUAAAGAUCCUUACAUAUUUGACCCCAAAGGAGAAGCCCCUGGCACCAGUAGCCUAAAGCACAUCCACAAUGAAGCAGAACCAAUAGGAACCCAGGAACUAUCAGCAGUUCCUCUGCUAAGAAGCCACUCAAUGCCAUCACCUACCAGCCAAGGAGAGCCCUCCACCUCUGGCACCAUGUCUCCCAGAAGUUAUCGUCUCUGCCAGUCUUUUGAUGAGCAGCAAGCAGUGGUAGCAGAGUUGAGAGUUGGGCAUUCCCAGCGUAUGUUACGGCGCCAACCUGCCAUAGAAGUACCUUUGGGAGCUGAGAUGAUGCUUGAGGAGGCCAGAAGCUCUGAACCGUCAAGACAGCCACAGCAACAACAACAGCAAAAAAGUCUGAGCGUGUUUGUAUGUGAAGCAUGUGGAGCCACCCUCCAACACAGUGAAGGCUACGAGGCCCACAGAGGCCUAUGCCCUGGCCAGAAAAAAGUAGAACAUGAGAGCAGGGAUGUGAGUAAAACCUCCAGGGAAGAUCGCCCCCCAAUGAUGAUGCACUAUAAGUUCAGAGCACUGGCCAUGGCUGUGAGGAAGAGAAGGAAAGAAGAAAGUCUGGAGGAGGAUCCUCCCAGCCCUGGAUCUGUUGCUCUGUCAGGCAGCUCUUCGAGCCUAUCUCUUGUGCCAAGCAGACCAGACCACAGCCAGGCCCUCUCAGGUGUUUCUUUACAGACUGAUCCAAAACAACAGCAGGAUAGGAAGGGUGUGUCUGUGAUCCAGCACACAAGCUCGUUUGAGAGGCAGGAGAGCAUAUCCAUUGAAAGUCAGGAACCAGACAUCGAAGAGACUCAGAAAAGGCAACAACCUGAGCCAAAACCAUCACCUUCUACAUCUCGCCUCAUACGCCAGCCAAACAUCCAAGUGCCAGAGAUCUUUGUUACUGUGGAGCCUGAUGCUGACAUGCCAUCUCUUUCACCUCCAGUGACAGCAUCCUCAUCCAAGGAGGCAGAGAGAGUGGAAGAGUUCCAGUGGCCUCGGCGUAGUGAGUCUCUGUCCAAGCUCCCUGCAGAGAAACUGCCACCAAAGAAGAAGAGACUUCGCCUUGCAGAAGCAGCCCAUUCCUCUGGGGAGUCUAGCUUUGAGUCUGCAUCUCUGCCUCGCAGCCCCAGUCAAGAGAGCAACAUCUCACACACUUCGAGCCUCUCUGUUUCUUUUGAUGACACAGCAAAAUCAGAUUCUGCAGUCUGGGCCUCCAGUAGCCAAAGCUCCCAGAUGUUGAUGGUGCCAUCUUCUUCCCACCAACACCACCAAAGCCAAAAAGAGAUGAGGCGCUCAGCCUCAGAGCAGACCCCAACCAGCCCCCAACAAACAGAGCAGAUCUCAGAGACUAGAAGUAAGUCAUUUGACUAUGGGUCCCUGUCUCCUCAGCAGUCUUCAUCUUCCUGGAAAGAAAGGAGAAAAUGUCUCCUUGUCAAGCAUGCCACCUUAGGGAAACCUGAGCAGGAGGAGGGGACCAGCAUGAGUCAAUCCAGAGCAGAGAGUCCAAAGCCUGGGCCUUCCCACUCAAUAUAUCCUCUUUCCUAUUCAACUGAGGCAAGUACCUGCUUCAAUCCUGAAGCAGCAGGAAAAGCAUUGCAGCUGUUACCACAACAAAUCUUCCCACCCUCUCAGGAUGUCCUCCUUUAUCAGCCCAGGGGCCAGCAAGGGUUUCCCCAAGAGCAGCUAUCUCAGCUACUUCCUGUCACUACAGCCAUUUCUGAUGUACUUUCCACCCAAAUAAUCCAUAGAGCAUUCUUACAUUCACAGACAGGACCUCCACAUAUACAGAUACACCCAGCGCAGAUCCACAUGGCAGAACAGUUAGGCAUACCUUUCCAUCAGCUUCCUGCUCUAGUUCCUCUUCAGUUAUCUUCCAGGACUAGAGCAAGUCAGGCAUUGUACUUACCUUCGAGAUUUACCACACAUGUUCCUUCCUUUGCAACUACAGAGAGCAGACCCUCCAUCUCAGCCAUGUCUUCUGCCCUUCCACAUCAAGCCCUUGUAAGAAUCUCCUACCACCACCCAAGGCCUGUUAUCGCCACAUGCCUUGCACAGCUCACACCAUUAGUGUCCCUUGUGGUGCCGGUGCGACUCCAGACCCAUAUUCCCACCUAUGCCAGUGCCAUGUAUACAACCCUGUCACAGAUCCUGGCCUCCACCUGUUCACAGGGACCCAUUUCUUGCACAGCUAUGGUCAUCAUGGGACAGGUAGAGCAGAACAAGCUCCAUAGGUCCUACUUGAAAGUCCCUCCCCCUGACAUCAAGAGCCUUCACCCCUCCUCUCUUCCCACAGUGCUGGCCUCAGAAUCUGGGGAGGGAUAUGGUCCACUUGGGGCUGGAGGAAGUAAGCGCAUGCUUUCUCCUGCAGCCAGUUUGGAGCUCAGCACAGAAGCCCAACGUCACCAGAAAAGGGUGAAAGAGGAAGGGGAAAAGGAGCAACAAAAGGCAGGAGAUGAGGAGGAAGAGGAGGAGGAGGAGGAUGUGGAACAGAAGGUUACACAUGAAGAAGAAGCCAGCAGGAGAGAUCCAGGAGAGGAAGAGAAGAAAAAAGCUGAGAUGGUGGAGUUGACAGCUGUCAAAGUGGAGGGUCAACAGGAGCAAUUACCAGGGAAACAUUAUAGGGAGGAAAAGGAGGAGGAGGAGGAGUCGACUGACAAGACAAGUCAAAAAAAGGAGGGGGUGCCACUUGUCAAAGAAGGCGUGGAAAGACCAACAACCCCUUCGUUCCCAAGCCUUGACACCUCAACCUCAGUCAACUGGUGCUACCUGAACUACGUGAAACCCAACCCAUCUGCCCUAGCAGACCCUUGCACCUCAGUCUAUUCCACCUGGAGUAUCAGUGCUCACAACCCAAACCUGCCGGGCCUCAGCACUAAGAUGGUGUUGUCUCUACUGUGCUCUAAACAGAAGCACAGCUCAGAGACAUACACAACGGCAACAAUCCCAGCCAAAAGCCAGUUGGCCCCUGCCAGUAGCAGCACCCCACGUGUGUCAGAGGUACACGCCACCCCACCUAUCACCCUCACUAGAGUAAAAGAUGAACAGCAGCAUGGAAAGGAGGAGAAUAAAGAGAUGACAGAAGAAGUACCCUCCACCUCCAAACAGAAUGAGCCUCCUCGUGUUCGUAUCUUCGAAGGCGGGUAUAAGUCCAAUGAAGAAUAUGUUUAUGUGAGAGGUCGAGGCAGGGGAAAGUACAUAUGUGGAGAAUGUGGCAUCCGCUGCAAGAAACCCAGCAUGCUAAAAAAGCACAUCAAAACACACACAGAUGUCCGCCCAUACGUCUGCAAACACUGCAACUUUGCCUUCAAAACCAAAGGGAACCUUACCAAACACAUGAAGUCAAAGGCUCAUGGGAAAAAGUGCCAGGCGAUGGGAGUAUCUGAGUCAUCACUGGAUGAACCAGAAAGCGAGGAAACAGCAGGGAGUGAUGAGCGUGCAUGUGGCUCGGAGGAACAGGAGGAACACCAGUUUUCCGACAUGGAGGAGUCCGAAGAAGAUGACGACAACGAUGAGGACGAUGAGGAGGAAGAUGAGUCUGCGUCUCAUGAUGACCCGCCGUCCUCCUGUUCAUCUGACACACAACCGUCGGCGGGAGGGCUUUCCUGGCAUUCUCAGCAGGGCACCCCUGAAGCCGAGCGCCUGUGUGCUAGUCUCAGCCCUGGUCGGGAGCUCUCGCCGAGGGGAGUGUGGCAGAGCAGGCGAGCUGCCUCCCCAGGCAGCAGAAGAGCGCUGUUCUCCCGGCGGGGCUGGAAGGCAUCUCCAAGAGCUUUCUCUCCCAGCAGUGAGGGCUGCUCCCCCAGCCGCAGCCUCUCCCCCCGCCUGGAGCUUUCACCACCCAUUCACAGCCUCUCCCCCAGGACAGAGCUUUCAUCUCCCACCCGACAUUUCUCAUCUUCCCCUGAGAGAGGACCAUCUCCCAUCAGACCUCUUUCUCCUCUGCGGACUGUUUCACCUGGCUGCCACCGCUCAUCACAAGCUAGGACCCUCCCUUCCCCGCUCUGGUUACAGCACAGGAACCCUGGGUACCUGCCAUGGGAGACGCCAGGGAUAAGGGGUAGUCACGCUAAACAGGUCAAAAGUGGUACUGAGGGAUCAACAUUGCCAGAGUCCAGCUUGAAUACACCUGCUUUCCGUCUCUCCACCUGUGAGGGUUAUCCUGGCCUUCAAACAGCAGACACCACCUUCAGCCAUCUUCCCAUGCACUCCCAACAAGCCAGGGUCCCCUAUCCAAUGAUCCCCAUCGGCGGGAUCCAAAUAGUACAGGCAAGAACGAGGUCACACCCCACCACCCCUUCGUCCCCAACCUCUCCCCCCAUGGAAGGGCCUUCAUUUGCCAGGUUUGAAUCUUACUGGGGCGGGACCCCCAGAACUCAAGGGCUUAGGACUCCUGGAGACCCCUGGUCAGAGCACCAGGUAGCAGGAACCAGCCAAUCAGCACGGUGUGUUCACAGCACAGCACUCACAUGUUCAAAACAAAAGGUGGAGGUCACAGACUCGAAGCAAUAUGGCAGCUCACAGAGCUCCACCCAUACUGGCAGCUCUGCUACGGAGACACCCGAACGCUGCAUCAAAGACAGUUGUUCAAGCGCAUCCCCAAGUCUUGCAGCCGCCUUAGCCUUGCGCGGCACUGGACAGCAACCAGAGGGGGAAGUUCCACAGUCUGGUGGUGGUGCAGAAAAGGGAGGAGCUAAAGGAGACAGAACAGACGAGAGCACUUAAAAGUGUCACACCUUGAUGCAUCAUGCAUCCAAUUUUGCUUUAUUGGUUGCUACACUAGUCUUGUUUUGUAUUGCUUUGUUUUUUUAUAAAGUUUUCAAUACUAUUGUUAACUUAAAUGUUUGUUCUUUGGCAAUAUUCAGGUUUGUUAUAAAAUGCACUUUUUUCUUUGUAAAAUAAUUUGUCUAUCUAUAUAUAUAAAUUAUACAUAUACACAAAUAUAUCCUAUAUGGGUUAUCUUAAUGUCUCUUUAAAUAUAUGUAAAUGAAAUAUGGAUACAUUGGUAAAUGACCAAAAUCUUUCAUUAAAAAUAAUUCCAGUUUUUGUUUGUCCAAAUUUUGUCCAGUAUUACUCAAAUUGAAGUUACUUGUGCCUUUUCUGUCCAGGUUUGUGUUAUGAGAUGUACAGUACAUAGAGAAGGCUGUGAAAUUUUAUAUCUGUUUUGUUUUCCAAGGGGGUUCAUAUUUGGUGUUUUGAUUGUUUCUGUUCUAAAGGCCAUUGCUUUAAUACCAGGGUAACAGAGAGACGGCAUCGUGGAGAUUUUGAAGGAGCAGCAGAAAAGUGUCAAAGGAAUUGCACUGAAGAUCUAUUUUUUAUUACGGAAGAUUUUAGCUUAGAGUAUAUCUUUGUACAGGGAAGAGCGCUCCUUAUUUAUUGUUGUUUGAUGACAUGAUCAUUGUUUCAAGUUUUUUUUUACUUUUUUUAAUGGAAAAGGAUGUUUUUUUCUGUCUUUUUCAUGAUGUUUCUGUGACUUGAAAUGUUAAAAAAAAAGAUGAGGGAUCAAGUUUAGCUGGUACAGAAGGAUUAAGUGCCCUGCAGAUUUCACACAAAGCAAAGUUUCUAGUCAUUGAAGAAAUAAAAAAUGCACCAGA
Molecule: messenger RNA, 7539 nt
Organism: Labrus mixtus (cuckoo wrasse)
Lineage: Eukaryota; Metazoa; Chordata; Actinopteri; Labriformes; Labridae
Gene: hivep3b
Product: transcription factor HIVEP3
Exons: 10
Coding region: 659-6670 (2003 amino acids)
Biological process (GO): regulation of transcription by RNA polymerase II
Cellular component (GO): nucleus
Molecular function (GO): DNA-binding transcription factor activity, RNA polymerase II-specific; RNA polymerase II cis-regulatory region sequence-specific DNA binding
Source: RefSeq, a predicted model, not a curated record